Molecule: messenger RNA, 1946 nt
Organism: Trichoderma atroviride IMI 206040
Lineage: Eukaryota; Fungi; Ascomycota; Sordariomycetes; Hypocreales; Hypocreaceae
Biological process (GO): DNA repair; DNA-templated DNA replication
Cellular component (GO): DNA replication factor C complex; nucleus
Molecular function (GO): DNA clamp loader activity; ATP binding; DNA binding
Source: RefSeq, a predicted model, not a curated record
AUGGCCAGCUUUUUCGAUCUCAAGGCGAGGAAAGCGGCCGCUGCAAAUGGAGCUUCAUCGCAGAAACACGAUAAACCAGCCGACGUGCGGGCUCAGCCUUGGGUUGAGAAAUACCGCCCCAAGAGCCUGGACGAUGUCACUGCUCAAGAUCACACAGUGACCGUUCUCCAGAGAACACUACAAGCUUCCAAUCUCCCACACAUGCUAUUUUACGGCCCUCCUGGCACAGGCAAAACAUCCACCAUCCUUGCCCUUGCAAAAGAGCUUUAUGGUCCGGAGAUGAUCAAGUCACGAGUCCUUGAGCUGAACGCGUCCGACGAGCGUGGUAUCUCGAUUGUUCGACAGAAAGUCAAAGAUUUUGCACGAAUGCAGUUGACCAACCCGCCGCCAUCCUACAAAGACAAAUAUCCCUGCCCGCCGUUCAAAAUCAUCAUUCUAGACGAGGCCGAUUCCAUGACGCAAGAUGCACAGAGCGCUUUGAGACGAACGAUGGAGACAUAUAGCAAAAUCACACGCUUUUGCCUAAUCUGCAACUAUGUUACUAGAAUUAUCGACCCCCUGGCGAGUCGAUGCAGUAAAUUUCGCUUCAAGAGCUUGGAUCAGGGCAAUGCGAAGAGGCGGUUGGAGUCAAUAGCAGAGGCUGAAGGGGUUACGCUUGAAGAUGGUGCUAUCGAUGCCCUUAUAAAGUGCAGCGAGGGUGAUCUGCGAAAAGCCAUUACCUUUCUGCAGAGUGCUGCACGAUUGGUUGGAGCGAAACCUUUAGAAAAGGACGGCGAAGGCGACGAGGCUAUGGAUGUAGACAAAAGGCCAGUGACUGUCAAGAUUGUUGAGGACAUCGCUGGUGUGAUACCCGGUUCAACAAUCAACGAUCUCGUCAAGGCUAUGCGCCCAAGUACGUCAGCAGAGGCAUAUCGGUCCAUAUCCAAGGUGGUAGAGGAUCUGGUCGCAGACGGCUGGAGUGCUGGUCAGGUUGUAAACCAGCUGUACCAAGAGAUAGUCUUUGAUGAAAUUGUUCCUGAUGUCCAAAAGAACAAAAUCGUUCUCGUCUUCUCUGAAGUCGAUAAGCGAUUGGUCGAUGGAGCAGACGAGCAUCUAUCAAUUCUUGAUCUGGCAAUGAGGAUAUCGGCCAUCAUGUCCGAAAAAUGAAUCUCGACUGACUCGAGAGGCUGAAUGAAAAAUAAAUCAAAUGAGGAGCUGCAAUCAGCAUGGCUUAUUCUGACUAGGCGGCGUUUGUUCUUUUUACUGGAGAUAUAGAGGCAUAAUCGAAACACAUAGGACGGGGAUAUACUAAAACUAUUAAUGAUAUGAUUUAGAUCGUAUCCUUUCUUAGCUUAAUGCUCCUAAAUUUCCGUGUAAUCUAGACCAAACAUCGUGCCCGUCAUCUGUUAUGCUGCUCUUUGACGCGGACUUUAGUGAUUCAAGCUUCGUUGCCGCUACCAAAGCCUUUGGUUUAUUAUCAGCGCCCUCACUAGAAACAUCCCCAUCAGGAUGACCUAGCAGGAAGUCAAUCUCUCGAAGAUUUUCCAAGCAAUUCUCUAGCGCGACCUGUCCUAUGUCGACGGUUUCUGCAGCAUAUUCGAGAAGUGUUAUUUUGGCCGAAUCUGCGGCGAAUACCCAUGGCUUCACCCGCUUCGAGAUAUCCGGCUGUUCGGAUUUCGAAGCUACUUCUGUCUGUAUACCAGACCUCCGGCGUAGCGAAUCCUUCAUGGGGUAUGUUGGUAGCAAAUGGCUUUCUUCACUGAGACGGCCGAGUAAUUGGCAGGCAUCCUGAUUCUGCUUGGACAAUGCCGACGUGAAAAAGGAUUUCUGAGUGAUGGCUGCCUUCUGGCUUACCGAAAUAGCAGCCAUGGCUCUCAGAUAAGGCGUUAGAAGAUGAUCGAUUGGUGCUGGAGGCUUGUUACUAUUUCGAUCCAGACCCGCAACUAGCUGUGCAGGCGGCAGCAGAG